Theileria annulata is the source of this 1629-nucleotide messenger RNA. RefSeq lists its product as uncharacterized. Bases 1 to 1629 code for a protein of 542 amino acids. Lineage: Eukaryota; Apicomplexa; Aconoidasida; Piroplasmida; Theileriidae. The record is from RefSeq and is a predicted model, not a curated record. The transcript has 2 exons.
AUGUCAAUUGUGUCGAUUCACAAUUAUAAAAUUUAUUUUUUGGUUUAUAUUCUAGGUUUCUGUACCAUACUUCCACUUUAUCGCAGAAGAAGUGAUCAGUUUUCACUUGUUUUAUUUUACUUUUUAGGCUGUACACAAUUUUUUACAAAUGCAAUAAAUCAUACACAUUUAAAGCCCUCUUACGCUAAUGUUUAUUAUCAAAAUGGUACUAAAAUUGGUGAAUUUGACCAUCAAAUAGUUUCCAAAACCCAGUCAAAUUAUUCAUUAAACUGGAUUAAUAAUGAUGUGAGUAUGUAUAGAGAAUUUGGCCUAUUACUGAAAAAACGUAGUAGAAUAAACAGGUUUAACAAGGAGAUAGAACUGUUUAGAAGAGUACGUGAGAGAAGAAAGAAAUUCAAUGACCGUUUUGUGGAUAUUCGGAAGAUUAAUUUCAGGAAUUCUCGCUGUAAUUUACAGCUGCUGAGACUUCCAGUGUCUCCCCUCGUUGACCUAAACUCUAUAACACCCUUUAAAACCGUACUCAAUAUGAGAGAAGAAAUACCCUUUAAUCCAACUCCUAUGCUUAAAUUUAUAGGAUUCAGGUUCAAACCGCUAAUUAAUGCUCAAACUUCCUCUUCUGAUACCAACAACUUUGUCUGUUCGCCAAAUAAGGAAGAUGAAGAUAACAUAAACUUUUAUGUGCCUGGGAAAAGGGUUUAUGAUCGUUUUUGUAAACCUUAUCCAAUGGAUAGGCUUCUGGAAGUUAUGGAUGCCAGGAGUUGUGGUUACUAUAGUAGACUCGGCACUCCUUUUAAGAUAACUGGCGAGUCAGAUUCUCCUCCUACCCCAAUGGAUGGUAAAAUUGUUCCACCUGGUGGGAGUGUAGGUAGAGGUUCAGGCUUUGGUCUUACAACUCAAACCAAAGAACCAAAACGUGUGCCUAUAAGUCAGCUCAAAUUCUUUGAGGAUGAUGAAAAGAUACUGAAGUUUGAGGAGCUUUUUGAGACGGUCAAUGAUGACGGAGUAUCCUUUAAAAUCCCUUUGGAUCAAUCCAUUAAAGAUCCAUCUUUUAAAGAAUUAAUUAAUAGGACCUUUCCAAAGGACGUGGUUGAGAAUUUUGGUUUUGCAGUGCUGAAACUGCCUUAUUUGGAUGACGUGUGCGAAGAGGGUGACAUUUUCAGGAAUCCGAGAUAUUUGGGAGAAUACAGAUACAAGUACUGGUUCAACCCGUUUUACGGUUCUCCAAGCCUUCCCUGUGAUGCUAAGAAGCUAAUUGAGGAGUACAACGAAGAGCACCCUGAUGAGAAGAUCGAUUACGAGAAGGAACUUUUGUGUGACUUGGUCUACUGCCACUCUAACGGAACUAUUGUGGAGCUCAGGGAGAAUGUUCUUCCAUUCGACCCAAAGACAGAUGAUGUUGUGAUUGAGGGCGAGGACCCUAGGGAGCCCAGGUUUGUAGUUCACUGCGAUAAGAACUACAUCAAGGAGCACAACCUAAAGAAGGGCCAGAUCUUUGAUUUGGUUGACGAGGAGCACAGACGUUUGUACUACGACAACAUCUUCUUCCAGCCCAAGUGCUUUAGGCAUCCAAUUCAUUUGCCCGACGGUUCCCUUUUCUAUGAAAAUUUCAUACCAAAACAAAGGAACUAA